AUGCCGCGGGAGCUGCAGGUGCCAUUGCAUGAAGCCAAGCCGCUGCCCCGCUUGCUGAAGGUGGAGAACAUCCAGAACGGCACACUGACAGUGGUCACCUCGUACGAGCGGCUCCCCACUGGACACUCCCAGACGCUUGAGCAACUGAGCACGCGAGUCCUGAGCCAACAGCCUACGGAGCACAAGAGGCAACCAGAGUUCCGGGCCGACCUGGGCCCGAACCUGGUGGCCUACAAGCGGAUCGAUCCGCGAGGGCAGGAGCCCCCCGAGAUGGGGCGGGCGGACAAGAUGCUGGACGAGCUCCAGAGGAGCCUGGGCACGGCGCAGGCGGAGAAGAACGCCCGCAACUCCAUCGAGAGGCUGAACGCCAACCACAAUCUCUCUGGGCUGCUGCUGCCUGGCACGCCCUUCUCCAGCGCGCUCUACGACGAUAUCACCGAGUCGUCCCAGGCGGCCAUCAAGUGGGACCCGCUGCAGCGGCCCAAGCCGAACGAGCAGGCAGACAUCAGCAAGGCCUCGAGGGAGAGGGACAUCGGGGCCUCGCCCUACGCGCCCAAGGGGCCGCCACCGCCAACGUCUGUAACUGACCGGCUGAACCCGUCCCAAAAGGAGGCCGCCAGGUACGUCCUCGAGCUCCGGAGGCGCUUCAGCCUGAUCCAGGGCCCCCCCGGAACCGGCAAGACGACGACCGCGGUGGCCACGAUCUGUGGCUGGCUCCGCUCGCGCCGAGGGCCCGUGCUUGCGACCGCUUUCAGCAACCGCGGCGUCGACAACAUGGCGGAGGCGUUGCACAAGCUGGGCGUGAGGGUGCUGCGCGUGGGCCUCUGCCGCGCGGAGAAGCCCUACUCGCUGGAGACCCGCCUGGCGGAGUGCGGCGAGCGCCGCGGCAACAAGGGCAUGGCCGCGGUCCUGUCCCGCAUGGACGUCGUGGCGGCCACCUGCAUCGGCGUCGGCAUGGGACCCCUGGACAAACACGUCUUUCCCUACGUGGUGGUUGACGAGGCGGCGCAGGUCAUCGAGCCCGCGGUCAUCUUGCCUCUCGGCAAGGGCGCGGUGCAGGCCGUGAUGGUCGGGGACCAGUGCCAGCUGCCAGCGACGGUGCUCAGCCAGGAGGCGCAGCGCCGGGGGCUCGACGUGUCGAUGUUCGACCGGCUGCUGUCCAUGGGUAUGGAGUACCAGGUGCUCAAGGAGCAGUACCGUAUGCACCCCCAGAUCGCCGCGUUCCCGUCCUGGCGCUUCUACCGCAGCGAGCUGAACAGCGCCGUGACCGCCAGCGCGCGGCAGCUGCCCGCCCGGCUGCAGCUGCGGUCGCCGCUGGUCUUCCUGCACAUUGACGCGAUGGAGCAGGCCGGGGGUGCCUCCAAGAAGAACCCAGCGGAGGCUGCGUGUGUGUCGUGGCUGGUGGAGCAGGUCCUGAGGCGUGCCUUCCCCUGCUUGCCCUCCGAGCCUCAGCCGCUCUCACGGCUUCCCCUCCUUCCCUCUUGUUUCUCUUCUUCCGGACCCGUCCCCGCGGUCAUCUCAUCUCGUUCUCUUAUUUUUCCUCAGCCUAUUGCUCCUCCUACAGUUGUUCAUGCCAAUGCUGCUGAUGUUAUUGCGUAUAUUCCUCAUCGUCCUCGUGCUUGUCCGAUUCCCGCAUAUUAUACCUCUUGGGGCGAGGGAUCCGAAACGUUUUCCUCUUCCUCCUAA
Molecule: messenger RNA, 1686 nt
Organism: Prorocentrum cordatum
Lineage: Eukaryota; Dinophyceae; Prorocentrales; Prorocentraceae
Source: the annotation of a GenBank genome assembly